UCUCGAACCAAACCAAAUUUCCUCUCUUUCCAUUUCUCUCUCUCUCUAACUAUUUGAUAUAAUACGCGUGAGUGGAGAAUUUUGCGCAGGGGAAACAAAAAGCAAUCUCUUGGUUUUGUUCAUAUAAAAGAUUUGGGAUUCUUCUUCUUUGAAAGUUUUCAAGAAAAAGGUUCUUGAGAUCGCAAUACUUUCAUAGAGAAGGAGAGAGAGCACACAUAUAUAUAUAUAUAAACGAGUAAGAAAGGUGGAAAGAAUCAGAGAAACAAGGAUUCUUGGAAAUGGUUUUCUUGUGUGAGAUUUUGUUUGCAGACGAAGAGAUGAUUGAAGAUGGAGACUGGGAGAAGGAGAGAUAAUAUUCACAACCCCCAGUAGCAGCAGAACAUAAAAAGAGCAAUACCUAUAUAUAUACACACGCACACACCUUUCUUUCCAUACUCAUCAAGUUUAUUUUCAUCUGCUUCUGCUGGGAAGUUUUUGCAAAUGUCUGCUACCAUAAUCAGUGAUCCUAUGGUGAUAUCAACCCCAGAAACCCAACCAGCUGCAGCUGCAACAGCAACUAAACUAAUUGCAGCGCAAGCAGAAGUGGAGUUCGCCAAAUGUGAUUGUUGUGGUCUAACCGAAGAGUGCACGCCAGCUUACAUUGAAAGAGUAAGGGAGAGAUACCAUGGAAAAUGGAUUUGUGGGCUAUGUGCAGAAGCUGUAAAAGAUGAGAUUGUGAGGGCAACAGAGAGGCUUAUCAGCACAGAAGAAGCCAUGGCUAGGCACAUGAACUUCUGCAAGAAAUUUGUGUCCUCUGGCCCUCCUCCUGACCCAACUAUCCAUUUGAUAUCUGCUAUGAGACAGAUUCUUAGAAGAAGUUUGGAUUCGCCAAGAGGAUUAAGAUCAACCCCAUCUAGUCCUACCAAUACUAAUGGACAAAUGAGAGCUGCUGGGCUUACUAGGUCUGAAAGUUGGUUCCCUACUUUGUCUGGUUGAUACAUGGAUAUGAAGAUAACACAUGGAGAUUUACUAUGGGGGAUCAAUAUAACUGCAGAAAAAUUACAGUUCAUUUGAUGCAAAUAAGUAGGAGGGGGGGUGUGGAAUUUGGAGCUACGUGCUUAAUUUAGUUAUUUAGAUGUUAAAAUUAAAUAUAGAACUUCCUUAUCAGAAUAUGAAAUCCCAUUUUUCCUGAAACUUUAUGUUUCAGUUGUAUUUGUAAAAUUGUCUUUUCUUUAAAUUCUUGCUUUUUUUAUUCAAA
Hevea brasiliensis (rubber tree) is the source of this 1237-nucleotide messenger RNA. RefSeq lists its product as uncharacterized. The record is from RefSeq and is a predicted model, not a curated record. Lineage: Eukaryota; Viridiplantae; Streptophyta; Magnoliopsida; Malpighiales; Euphorbiaceae. The coding region runs from base 481 to 975 and encodes 164 amino acids. The transcript has 2 exons.